AUGUCGGGUCAGAAGAUUGCCAUCCUCUCUGUCUAUGACAAGACGGGUCUGCUGGACCUGGCCAAGGGCCUCAACCAGCAGAAUGUCCGCAUCCUUGCCUCUGGCGGCACUGCCAAGAUGAUUCGGGAGUCUGGUUUCCCUGUUGAGGACGUUUCCGCCAUCACCAAGGCCCCUGAGAUGCUGGGCGGUCGUGUCAAGACUCUUCACCCCUCCGUUCACGCCGGCAUACUUGCGAGAAACCUCGAGUCCGACGAGAAGGACCUGGCCGACCAGAACAUCAACAAGGUCGACUAUGUCAUUUGCAACCUGUACCCCUUCAAGGACACCGUUGCCAAGGUCAAUGUCACCGUCCCCGAGGCUGUCGAGGAGAUUGACAUUGGUGGCGUCACCCUCCUCAGAGCUGCUGCCAAGAACCACAGCCGUGUUACCAUCCUCAGCGACCCCAAGGACUACGCUGAGUUCCUCAAGGAGCUUGAGACCGGCGAGAUCACCGAGGAGAGCCGCAAGCGCUAUGCCCUGAAGGCCUUUGAGCACACUGCCGACUAUGACACCGCCAUCUCCGAGUUCUUCCGUAAGCAGUAUGCUGCCGACGGCAAGCAGUACAUGGCUCUCAGAUACGGCGCCAACCCCCACCAGAAGCCCGCGGCUGCCUUCGUGCCUUCUGGCGAACUGCCCUACAAGGUUCUCGGAGGCUCCCCCGGUUACAUCAACCUCCUGGACGCCCUCAACAGCUGGCCUCUGGUCAAGGAGCUCAAGCAAGCUCUGGGCAAGCCCGCUGCUGCAAGCUUCAAGCACGUCUCCCCUGCCGGUGCCGCCAUUGGAACUCCUUUGACCGAGGAUGAGCGCAAGGUCUACUUUGUCAACGACAUUGAGGGUAUUGAAUCUUCUCCCCUGGCUCAGGCCUACGCUCGUGCCCGUGGUGCCGACCGCAUGAGCAGUUUCGGUGAUGUGAUUGCUCUCAGUGACGUUGUCGAUGUACCCACUGCCAGCAUCAUCUCCAAGGAGGUGUCUGACGGUGUCAUUGCUCCCGGUUUCGAGCCUGCCGCCCUUGAGAUCCUCAAGAAGAAGAAGGGCGGAAAGUACCUGGUCCUGCAGAUCGACCCCGACUACGUCCCCUCCAAGACGGAGACUAGGACCGUGUACGGCGUUACUCUGCAGCAGCACCGUAACGACAUUGAGAUUUCCCCCAAGUCUUUCAACAGAAUCAUCACGCCCAAGGACUCUGCCCCUCUGUCCGAGUCCGCCCUGCGUGACUUGACUGUGGCUACUAUUGCCCUGAAGUACACUCAGAGUAACUCUGUGUGCUACGCCUACAACGGACAGGUCAUCGGCCUGGGCGCCGGACAGCAGUCCAGAAUCCACUGCACUCGUCUCGCUGGCGACAAGGCAGACAACUGGUGGCUCCGCUUCCACCCCCGCGUUCUGGGCAUCAAGUGGAAGAAGGGCACCAAGCGCCCCGACAAGAGCAACGCCAUCGACCUGCUGGUCAGCGGCGAGCUCCCCAAGUCUGGUGCGGAGCGCGACAUGUUCGAGGCGGUCUUCGAGGAGGUUCCUCCCGCCUUCACUGAGGCCGAGAAGGAGGAGUGGCUUGGCAAGCUGACCAACGUCGCCGUGUCAAGUGAUGCUUUCUUCCCCUUCGUUGACAAUGUUUUCCGCGCAUCUCGAUCCGGUGUCAAGUAUAUCGCCGCCCCUGGCGGCAGCCAGAACGAUGGGGCCGUGUUUGACACUGCGGAGAAGCUUGGCAUCACUUUCGUCGAGCAGAACAUCCGCCUCUUCCAUCAUUAA
Molecule: messenger RNA, 1785 nt
Organism: Colletotrichum chrysophilum
Lineage: Eukaryota; Fungi; Ascomycota; Sordariomycetes; Glomerellales; Glomerellaceae
Gene: ADE17
Product: bifunctional phosphoribosylaminoimidazolecarboxamide formyltransferase/IMP cyclohydrolase
Exons: 3
Coding region: 1-1785 (594 amino acids)
Biological process (GO): 'de novo' IMP biosynthetic process
Cellular component (GO): cytosol
Molecular function (GO): IMP cyclohydrolase activity; phosphoribosylaminoimidazolecarboxamide formyltransferase activity
Source: RefSeq, a predicted model, not a curated record